Messenger RNA from Brassica napus (rape), 2178 nucleotides. RefSeq lists its product as uncharacterized. The record is from RefSeq and is a predicted model, not a curated record. Lineage: Eukaryota; Viridiplantae; Streptophyta; Magnoliopsida; Brassicales; Brassicaceae. Bases 1325 to 1897 code for a protein of 190 amino acids. The transcript has 2 exons.
UGUUUUAAUUUUUAAAGAAAUACACUGAAAAUGAUUAAUGUAAUUGAAAAUUACUAAUUUACAAAUAUGUUAUAUAACAUAUCAUUUUGUUUGGUUUAGUAUCCAACCAGUACUGGAUGUAGCCUUUCCCCCGGGCAAGAUGUCCAAUUUUAUUAAAAAAAGAUAAAGAACAACCAACAAAUUACCGACAAUUAAAAAUCUCGAUCUAUCAUAAACUUUAUAUACUAUAAAUCGAAAAUAAACACCAUAUGGAUGUAUGUCUGUGCAACUAUUAAAAUAAACACAUAUGUGCACGGAUCAAGCUCUAGUAUAAUAUUGAAUAUCUUCCAAACUAUGACCGUGUCUUAUAUAUUUUUGAAUUUUAAUUUCAAAAACUGUAUCCCCACGUAUUGAAAGUUCAAAACUCCAACUCUCAGAAAUGAAGUUUCAAACUCCAAAGCCCAUAAACCUUAAUUACAUCGGGUUAAAGAUAGUUUAAUGUUUUUUAAUCACACCAUAAAUCUUACUCCUUCCGUUUUUGAAUAAGUGUCACUUUGAAAGUGACACUUUUUCACACAGACUUAGAAAGUAGCAGAAAUAUAUGUAAAUUGUUAUUUAAUUAUAUUUUCUGACCAAUAACAUUUGAAAUAAAUAAAAUUAUUUAUAAAAUAAUUGCAGUUUGCAAUUAAUUUUCAGCUGAAAGUAAAUAUAAUUUGCAUUGGAAUUGUAAAAUGACAUUUUUUGUGUAACAAGAAAAAAAACUAGAAUGACACUUAUUAUAAAACAGAGGAAGUAUAAAUUAUUGUUCGAAGCGGUGAGGCUUUGGACUUGUAUCGAGUGGUGUAAUCUCAAUACUCCGAUGAUUAAAUGAAGUUGUGUUUCAAAAAAAAAUCAUCUUCAAAUCAAUGUAGUUAAAGUUUAUAGGUUUUAGAGUUUCGAGCUUUAAUUUUGGAGAGUUUGGAAUUUUGAAUUUUCAUUCUCCAAGAAUACAGAUUUCCAACUUUAAAUUCGUAGGUAUUUAGAAUGUAAUUAUAGUUUAGAAAACAUAUGAUCUGAUGCUAUGCGAUAGUUUAGGCGGAAAGAAAUAGUUUGUAUACUCUUUUUCAUCACAUGACUAUUCAAUAUUCGACUAAUUAUUUUGGUAAGAAUAUUAAACUAAUUUUUAAAAGACUGAAAAGGUCCACAUCAUUGUGUAUCGCUUUGGAAUUGGUCUCCAUUAAUACAUAGUUAGUAACUAGUACACACCAAACAAUGCAUUCACUUCACAAUUCGUUUUAUACUUUUAUGAAACAAAUUUUGCGUAAGUUCCAACAAGAAGAAAAUAGUAAUAACAUAGUAUCAGCAAAUGGAGUUUUUCCAUAAAGCUAAAGCCGUUAGGAUGCGUAACAUACACGAGAAGUAUCUAAUGGCGGAAGAGGACGUGGAGUCGGUGACUCAAGAAAGGAAUGGUUCCGAUAAAAGAGCUCGAUGGACCGUCGAACCUGUUCGUGGUUCCUUUGAAGCGAUCCGUUUGAAGAGUUGCUACGGUAGCUAUCUCACCGCUUCGAACGAGCGGUUCUUGCUCGGUGCCACGGGGCGUAAAGUGGUUUUGUCGAAACCGAGUGGACUUGACUCGUCCGUAGAGUGGGAGCCGGUGAAAGAAGGGUCAAAAGUAAAGCUCAAGACUAGACACGGUCACUUCCUCCGAGGCAAUGGUGGACUUCCUCCGUGGCGUGACUCAGUCACUCAUGACUCUCGUCGUAGCUCGGACUCGUUCUUGUGGGAUGUUGAUGUUGUCGAAACUACGUCGCUGGCUCUAGUUCCGGUUGCAACUCCUCCGCUACAUAGGAGGCAGUCAAGUCCUCCCAUGUCUAGGUCCUCUUCAGAAAAAUCUGAGCAAGAGGCGCUAAGGGAAGAGACUAGCAUUGGACAUGGAUGAUGCUGUUGUGUGUAUAUGCAAUCCCUUAAAUGGUAAGCUGUUUCUUGUUCGUAUGCAGUUUCCGCCAAAUAGCAAAACAAUGCAUGUCGUUUUAGUAGCUUCAUUUACUUCUUAAAUGGUACGCUGUGUGUGUUUUGAAAUAGUGGUCGAUGUAUUAGCACAAGUUUGGGAUAUGGUGUUGACAGAAGGUAUGAUUGGUCCUCGGUUCCGUUAUAUAAGAAUGUAAACUAUGCAAUAUAUAAAUAGAUUAUUAUUGUGGGUACUAAUCUUGCAAUUUAUUG